Molecule: messenger RNA, 341 nt
Organism: Oncorhynchus keta (chum salmon)
Lineage: Eukaryota; Metazoa; Chordata; Actinopteri; Salmoniformes; Salmonidae
Product: UDP-GlcNAc:betaGal beta-1,3-N-acetylglucosaminyltransferase-like protein 1
Exons: 3
Coding region: 75-341 (88 amino acids)
Source: RefSeq, a predicted model, not a curated record
CUUGUCCGCGUUUUAAACCGACCAAUGAGAGAUUUAUCAUAUUUGUUUGCGGAAGUGGAGCUGCUAUUCUCCAGAUGAGUACCUGUUCACUGGAGCAUCCCAACGGGCAGGAGGCCGACUCUCUCCCCGCCAAGAGGCUCUGCAAGGGGGAGUGCGCGCAGGAUGGGUCGGUCGGAGGUGGAGGGGGGAAGGCAAGCACGGCCGUGGAGGUGUCUAUAGUCAUACCAGUGCAUAACGCCUCCUGCUGGCUGGAUGAGUGUCUGCAGGGGAUUGUGGACCAGGACUACACUGGCUCUAUGGAACUGUCUGUCUACGAUGACGCCAGCACUGUGAGUUCCUAG